AUGGAUCUGCCGGUGAUGAUGAACGGAGGUGUUUUCCGGUCAAUUUUGGAGAUGGCGUUGUCGAUUUCUAUGGGUUUUUUUCCCUCUUUCCCUAAUCACGUCGUAGCCGUGAAUCACACACCGCUAGGCAGUGAUUCUACGGGGAAAAAUCACCUAGGUUCUCAGGGUGUUAAGUUAGGUCGCCUAAAAUGGGUAGAGUAUCUGAAAGAGGUAACAAAGCCAUUUCUUGACUGGAAUGUUCUUCUACAUGAUUUGUUUAAGAGAUUAUUCAGGCAAGAUCUUUUGGUUGUGAGUUUGUUUCGGAACUUUUUACUUGCAGAGAGAAUUAUGCGUUCUGCAAAUUGUUCUCCUGUAUCUUAUCCGAUGUUGCCUCCAACUCAUCAACACCAUAUGUGGGAUGCAUGGGAUAUUGUUGCUGAAAUCUGCCUUUCUCAACUUCCAACAUUGCUCGAGGAUCCCAAUGCAGAAUUCUAG
Lactuca saligna is the source of this 474-nucleotide messenger RNA. Lineage: Eukaryota; Viridiplantae; Streptophyta; Magnoliopsida; Asterales; Asteraceae. The record is from the annotation of a GenBank genome assembly.